AUGAGACAACUUCAUUAUAGCCCCUUGAAUGAUGCACAAGGAUCCAUACGUCUCUUGCAAAUCAGUAAAGGAUGGGGCAGGGAAGAAAUAUCAUGUUCACUAUUUCAAACAGUCCUUGUCCUCGACGAAAACCAGGCCCCGGACAGAACCCUUAUAAUCCCGUAUAUAGCGCUAUCCUACGUCUGGGGUCGCGAAGGGUUCGAUCACCAGAUUCUUAUAGAUAACCAGCCGUUUAUGGUAAAACCAAAUCUGUUCUCAGCACUCCAGCAUAUCCGCCGUACCGAUCAAGACGUGAUUCUAUGGGUCGACGCGAUCUGCAUAAAUCAACGAGACAAAAAAGAGAGAGGUCAUCAAGUAGCGCAGAUGCGCUAUGUCUAUGAGGCGGCGGAAGAAGUGGUUAUUUGGUUAGGCAAAGGCGACGAGGAAACAUCGAAUCUGAUCAAGGCAGUUCACAGCAUCGACGAGAAAGCCAAAAAGGCUGGGCCCAGGGCAAACUACAAAGACUGGAUCAAGCGGUGUGAAGAGCUCAUGCCGAAAGAGCUAGGAAGCGCUGGGUCGCCACUACGUUUAGAAAGAAGCAGCGCUCUUUGCAAACUUCUCAAGAACAAGUGGUUCGAAAGAGUCUGGAUCCUCCAAGAGAUCGCAAGGGCUAAAACAGCUAAAAUCGUAUGCGGCAACAGUUCAUGUCCUGCACGAACCUUCAGCUUCAUACCACACCUUAUGGACAUGAAAGUCGAUAAUCAUGUUCAGGCCGUGCUCGAUAUCAUGCCACGAAUCCGCGAAGGCACAUGGUGGUCCUCAAAUCGAAACCUGCAUCACCUCAUUCAAGAAUUCUCCGGAAGUCAGGCUUCCAUGAACAGAGACAAAGUCUAUGCUUUACUAUCUAUGUCAGAAGAUGCCCACGACUCUAGACGAUUCUUUCCAUGCUAUGAAAAGGAUGACAGAACUGUAUGGAUAGACACUGUAUCAUUUCUGCUAUUUCGCAAGAUUCUCAGCCAAGAUUACUCGUUUCCCGACUUUGGAUUUUCAGAUCUACGACGUCCGAUAAUUGAACUUGUUAGAGAAACGCUCGAAUGGGCUAUUACUGAACAGGGGUUCUUCCAAGUCUCUGCUCAAAAAACGGCACGGAUCCUCUGUCAGCGUCUAAACGAGGGCGAUUUGGAUAAACAUGCGGUGCUAGAGUCAGUGGCAAGAAAAUAUGGACAGGAGAAAAGCAUGCGUGAGCUCUUAUCCAAGAGCAAUUAUCACAUCGGCAUCGAAUUCUCAGAGGCGCAAGCGAUCUUGAGUGCCACAUCUGAUGAACAAGGCGUGGCCAGUAUUGGGAUGGCAUUUUACUUUCUAAGUUUGGACGAUGUCGAUUCAGCUUCUGACAGCCACCGUUUAUCUCUCAAGUACCGCCUACUCGUCCAAAAGGCAGUCUUGCAACAGCCUACUCUACAAAACGGCCCAUUGGUAAUGGUUUUCAAACAACGUGAUCUGUCACCUUUCCCAUUACCAAAGAUCAUGAAAUUCCCGUCUUUCCGCUUCGAACAUGAUGAGAACAUGUUUGAAACGAUAGACAGACUGGUUCAAGACAAGGCUCCACUGCAUGAGUUACUUUGGGCACAUACAUGGGCAGGAAAUGAGGGUGCCGUUGAUGAUCUACUAGAAAGAGGGGUCAUCCCGGGUGAAUCUGAUGUCAGAGGAUUCGGAGCGGUUCAUCUUGCUGCAGUCAAGGGACACAUGAAAGUUAUGGUGGUGCUGAUCAAGGCCGGCGCAUGUUUAGAUAAACGCAGCGUUGAGGGAAACACGGCACUCCAUUUUGCAGCGGCUCAGGGACUGUUCCACGUGGUAGGGCUACUACUGUUGUAUUGUGCUGAUGUCGACAUAGCGGAUCGUGAAGGCAAAACGGCGCUUCAUUUUGCCGUGACUCAGUCAUACUUACAUGUCGUGAGACUUCUACUGUUGUAUGGUGCUGAUAUAUACCAAGUUGAUAGUGAAGGCAGAACGGCGUUUAGCCUCGCCAGGGAACGCGGCGAUGCAGAAAUGGAAAACAUGUUACUCCGACGGCGGCUGAACGAUGUAGAAUAA
Messenger RNA from Fusarium coffeatum, 2070 nucleotides. RefSeq lists its product as uncharacterized. The record is from RefSeq and is a predicted model, not a curated record. Gene Ontology annotation, molecular function: protein binding. The transcript has a single exon. The coding region runs from base 1 to 2070 and encodes 689 amino acids. NCBI's taxonomy places the organism in Eukaryota, Fungi, Ascomycota, Sordariomycetes, Hypocreales, Nectriaceae.